This is a messenger RNA of Otolemur garnettii (small-eared galago), 4226 nucleotides long. It is a transcript of the gene ARHGEF33, whose product is annotated as Rho guanine nucleotide exchange factor 33. The transcript is spliced from 16 exons. Bases 81 to 2699 code for a protein of 872 amino acids. Gene Ontology annotation, molecular function: guanyl-nucleotide exchange factor activity. The record is from RefSeq and is a predicted model, not a curated record. Lineage: Eukaryota; Metazoa; Chordata; Mammalia; Primates; Galagidae.
GGGAAGAGGAGGCGGCCUGAGCCAUGACAAUGGCGAUGCAAUGUUGAAGAAUAGACUGGAGGAAAGAAGCAACAGGCACCAUGGAAAAAACCAAAACAAAGCCAGGAGAGAAUGAACACAUGCCGGUGAAUAAUCCUUCCACGCAGAUUUACCAGUUGCAGGCCCUAGCCUCGGAACUCAAAACUGGUUUCACAGAAGCAAUGCAAGAACUGUCAAGAAUUCAACAUGGAGAAUAUGCUUUGGAAGAAAAGGUUAAAAGCUGCCGAUGUUCCAUGGAAGAAAAAGUUACUGAGAUGAAGAAUUCAUUAAACUAUUUCAAGGAAGAGCUGAGCAAUGCCAUGUCGAUGAUCCAGGCCAUCACUUCCAAACAAGAAGAAAUGCAACAGAAAAUCGAGCAACUUCAACAGGAGAAACGAAGAGAAUCUCGAAAAGUUAAAGCCAAGAAAACUCAGAAAGAAGAACACAGCUCGCAGGUGGGGCCUGCACAAGCGCAAGGCAGUCCUUUCCGCUCCAUCAACAUCCCCGAGCCUGUUCUUCCAAGUGAGGACUUUACUAACAUUUUGCCUUCUCAGGCCUAUGAAAAAGCCCAAGAGUCCAGACCCGUUCAUGUAGGAGACAGCAACGUGAAGGGGAUGAUGGGUCCUGGUGUGAACCCAACACCUCCAGAAACAGAAGAAAACCUCAAGUCUUGCCUCUCGACUGAUAUCCCAUCCAAGGGCCAUCUCCCAUCUGGCAUGUGGAGGCAGCCUAAGGAUGGUAAAGAAUGGGGAGACGAAUAUGUCACAAAAGACCACCCUGAUAAACUCAAGGAAGCUGGCCAAGGCAGACACAGCUCCCUGGAAAACGUUCUAUGCGAAACCUCUUUGGCUGCUAAAAGACAAACUGUGGCUCUGGAACUGCUUGAAUCUGAAAGAAAAUAUGUCAUUAACAUCUCUCUGAUCCUGAAGAUAAAGGCCACAUUCCAGGGGUCAGAUGGAAAGAGGAAUUCCAAAGAGAGAAGCCUCUUCCCUGGCUCCUUACGGUACCUUGUCCAGCAGCACCUGGAUUUGCUUCAUGCACUGCAGGAAAGGGUCCUGAAGUGGCCACGUCAAGGAGUUCUUGGAGAUUUAUUCCUUAAGUUAACAAACGAUGAGAAUAACUUCUUGGAUUAUUAUGUUGCCUACUUGAGGGACCUGCCUGAAUGCAUCUCAUUGGUUCAUGUGGUCGUUCUGAAGGAGGGUGAUGAAGAAAUUAAAUCUGACAUCUAUACAUUGUUUUUUCACAUAGUCCAGCGCAUCCCUGAAUAUCUGAUACAUCUGCAGAAUGUCCUGAAAUUCACUGAACAGGAACACCCUGAUUAUUACCUACUACUGGUGUGUGUUCAGCGCCUCCGGGUAUUUAUCUCACACUACACCUUGCUGUUUCAAUGCAACGAGGAUUUGCUUAUUCAGAAACGAAAAAAGCUCAAGAAGUCAUCCAUGGCGAAACUGUACAAAGGGCUGGCUUCUCAGUGUGCAAAUGCUGGGCAAGAUGCCUCCCCCACUGCAGGCCCUGAGGCUGUCCGUGACAGUGGGAUCCACUCAGAAGAGAUGCUGCAACCCUACCCUUCUGCUCCCAGUUCUGGCCCUGGUGUCACACAUUUGAUGCCCCCACCGAAGAAAAGCCAACAGCAGCAAAGCCUGAUGGAGAGCAUGCAGCCCGGGAAGCCCAGCGACUGGGAGAUUGAGGGCAGGAAGCAUGAGAGGCCCGAGAGCCUGCUGGCGCCGGCGCAGUUUUGUGCGGCGGAGCAGGACGUGAAGGCGCUCGCCGGGCCCCUGCAGGCCAUCCCGGAGAUGGACUUCGAGCCCUCUCCCGCCGAGCCGCUCGGCAACGUGGAGCGCUCCCUCCGCGCCCCGGCCGAGCUCCUGCCCGACGCGCGCGGCUUCGUGCCCGCGGGCUACGAGGAGUUCGAAUAUGGCGGCGAGAUCUUCGCUCUGCCCGCGCCCUACGACGAGGAGUCCUUCCAGGCGCCGACCCUCUUCGAGAACUGCUCGCCUGCCUCUUCCGAGUCCAGCCUGGACAUCUGCUUCCUCCGGCCGGUCAGCUUCGCCAUGGAGGCCGAGCGGCCCGAGCACCCAAUGCAGCCGCUGCCCAAGAGCGCCACGUCGCCCGCGAGCAGCAGCGGCGCCUACAAGCUGGAGGCGGCGGCGCAGGCGCAGGCGCACGGCAAGGCCAAGCCGCUGAGCCGCUCGCUCAAGGAGUUCCCGCGCGCGCCGCCCCCGGAGGGCGUGGCCCCGCGCCUGUACAGCACGCGCAGCAGCAGCGGCGGCCGCGCGCCGCUCAAGUCCGAGCGCGCCGCGCAGCCGCACGGCCCGGCUGCCGUGGCCGCCGCCGCGCGCGGUGCGCCGCGGACCUUCUUCCCCCAACAGAGGUCCCAAAGCGAAAAACAGACCUAUUUGGAAGUAAGGAGGGAGAUGCAUUUAGAAGACGCCACCAGAUUCUGUCCAAAGGAAGAAAGAGAAAGUGAACAAACAUCUUUCAGCGAUCAAAAUCCCAGGCAAGACCAGAAAGGGGGCUUUCGCAGCUCCUUCCGCAAGCUCUUUAAAAAGAAGUCCAGUGGAUCAGAAUACAGGGAAAAAACUAAUGAGAAUCCCUCAAUGGAUCCUUCACCCACCAAACAAGAUUUCUUCAGAAACCGACUUGCUCUUGCAAAUGACCUUGACCAAGGAACAGCUGUGUAAAACAUACUUAAAGUUGUAUUGUCAAGUGGUAAGAUGAGGAUAAAAAGCUUGUAUAUAUAUGUGUAGGAAUAUAUAUAUAUAUAUAUCUAUGUAUAAAUCCCUAAGGAAAACGAAUAUAAAUACAUACGAAACUAAAUCAGCAUAAAACAUUAAAGAGAUGAAGAUUAGUCUAUGGUUAAUAGACUUUUUGGCUUUUUGAAUGCCAACACUUGGGAAAAGGGAAGUGAAGACUUUUCAUAUCAUUACAGAAAAAUACAGUAGAUUUGAAGGAAAAUAAAUGUAAGAAUGAAAACUUCCACUUUGGAGUCCUUCCCUGAGCAUAACGUUGAACUUGUUCAUAUUUAACAUGGGUGUGAAUUUUAUGCUUCAUAGGCGUUUAACAUAUUAAUUCAUCCCAGUGUUCUUAGGCUAAUCUACAUUGUUAGGGCUCAGUUCUGUCUUGUUCUAUAUCCUUUAGAAACCCGAACAUCCCUGAAGGCAAAGUAUUAAUUAAUGACUAUAUUUUAUGUGUUGUAAAUCUGAGUCAUGGUGAAUUUGUGGUUAAAUCAUGAAACAGAAGGUUAAAAACACAUUGAUCUCUAAACUUGUUCUAGUUAUGGAAAUGAGUAAAGGGAAAAAGGAUUUUGUAGACAGUAGGUUGAAGAGAAGGGCCAAGAAGCAUUUUGCCUUAUGUGGGUUGUGCUGAGGAUAGAAACAGUCCAGAGUUGUGUUUUAUUGAGUACUCAAUAUUCAAGGUCCACUAGUGAACUUGAGUGUCGUGUCACGCAUCCUCAUGACUAGAUGGAAUAGGGAAAAAGCCUGAUUUAGCCCCACCUUCUUAAAAAUGCCUCUCUAAAGCAGGUGGCAGCAGCAUCAUGAAUGGCUCACACACAGUGGUUGCUACAGACACUAAGUCAGAAAGAAAAUUCAGGCUUGUGGUUCCUGUUUUCCAGAAGCAGCUCCUUAAGAAUCAAAGCUCUACUAGCUCAGAUAGAGGAAUCAAAUUGUAAGGAGACCUGCUUGGCUCAGGGGCAAUAAAAUGUGCUCUGUUUCCACAUGGAUAUGUCCAAGAUAGUCAGUAUCCUUGAUGCGCCUCAAACAUCAGAUUCAUAGAAAAAAAAAUUUAGGUUUAAACAAUUUGUCUUUAUUCACAGGCAGUUACCUAUAUUAAAUUAGGGGUAUUUUCUCUUUAUUUAGAAUCUUGGUAUUCUAACUGACUUCUUCAGAAACUGUUUCUAUGUUCGUGUACUUUGAUAAAAUAGGCAAAGUUUCACUUCUAAAUCUUAAAAAGUUUUCUUGUCUUUGUUCAAUGACUAAUUAGUAGCUCAUGCAUUAGCAUUUCGAAUAGGUGUUCUGUAACAAGUAUAGGAUCACUGCCAAGUUUUUGCAGUUUCUAAUCGUUUCAUUUACCUGGAAUUAAUGAAUUCAUUUGAAAUUAGAUUUUUCUUUAUUAUCAAGCCAAAGUUUUUGGGCAGUACUUGAAAGUACAUUGCCAAGUUGAUUGGACACGGAGAAUGAAGUCACAACCCCUUAAAUAAAAUGUAAACA